Messenger RNA from Ixodes scapularis (black-legged tick), 4678 nucleotides. RefSeq names its product kinase suppressor of Ras 1. Gene Ontology annotation, molecular function: ATP binding; protein kinase activity. Gene Ontology annotation, biological process: protein phosphorylation. The transcript has 12 exons. The coding region runs from base 346 to 2277 and encodes 643 amino acids. The record is from RefSeq and is a predicted model, not a curated record. Lineage: Eukaryota; Metazoa; Arthropoda; Arachnida; Ixodida; Ixodidae.
GGAGCCCUCCGGGUCCACGCCCGAGUCGCCUCGUAAGCGCAGUGCGGGCUAGCGUCGUGGCACCGAGCCCGUCGAGGGAACCCCGAAGUCGGCCCUCACCGGAGGCAGCUCCGAGGCCCUUCGACGUCGCGACGUUGGGGCGUCGUCGUCUCGACGCCCGGGGACGCGUCGGCCGGAUCGCCCCUCGGCCAUGUGGACGGCAGUGCGACGGCGGGCAACGGCGCCGGGCCCCGCGUCCCGGCGGACGGGCCCCGCCGAGGGACUCCCUUGGCCCCGGCACUGACCCUGGCCGGGGCGGCGGCGUCGGCGGCUGGGGACGGUGAUGAGACCUCGCUCAGGGCCUACAUGGAGGGCGUCGGAAGGCGGCUAACCCGCACCCUGUCAACCCCCAAGCGCUGCUCCACGUGCCGCAAGAUGGUCUACUUUACGGGUAUCCGGUGCAAGCAGUGCGGGACGCUGUCGCACGAGUCCUGCGCCAACCACAGUCCGCACUGGUGCUCGCCGACCGCCGCGGGAAUCCUGGCUCGGCGGAACAGCCAUCAGGCUCCCAUCGACGCUGACGAACCGGAAGACGACCAGAAAUGGCGCUACUCCAGCCUGGGUCACGAGGUCCUCACCAUGAGCCCCAUGGUAGACCAGCAGUUCCUCUUCAGCAGUGAAGACCACAGGACGACCCCGCACGACUGCUCCGCGUCCUCCAAGCCGCCCCGCUCCCCAACCUCCCCGACGCUGGCCGUGACGGGCCUCCUCAAGGUCGUUCACUGGCUGUCCCAGCGCCGCAAGAACAGGCCAGAUGCCAUCAGCAAGGCCAAUGCUGCGGACAAGCAUGUGCGCUCCCGCUUCGGCCUCUCUGUCGACGAGAAGUACACGCGGAAGAAGCUCAAGAACAUCAUGAAGACCGCGAGGACUCCGACACCUCCUUGCACGUGCUACCACCACCGGAAGCCGUCGUUUGCGAGCAGCCGGGGGAUCCUCUCGCCCAACGGCAGCCUCUCGUCGAGCGGAUACAUCUCGUCGUCUGCUUCGUCCGCUGUCCAGACGCCUUCCGAGACGGAGCUCGACUUGCGGAGAACAUGCGGGGGACACGAGGGCGUCUGCCGCCUGCACCCAGCGUCUGGGAGGGGGCUGCUGAGGCAGCAAAUGGUGAUUAGUGAGCACGGCCGCUCCGGGAGGCAGUGGAUGGCCAACAAGGCAAGGACACUCAGUCUGGAGACGAAGGCCACCGACGUCGAGAAGCUGUGUGCGACGUGGCCGCCUCCUGGAAGGGCCGUUGGAAACACUGACACUUUUGCAGAGGAGCUCGAGUCUGGGUAUGAAGAGAGUGAAUUGGAAGACAAGUCAAAAAGCCAGUGUGGGGACAUCAAGGAGACCCUCGGUGAAUGGUGCAUCCCCUACCGAGACCUGGAGUUCAAAGAGCGGUUGCGGCAUGGCAGGCAGACAGACAUCUACAGGGGACGGUGGCACGGCGAGGUCCUCAUUUACACCUUCCGGAGGUCCAAGGAGGAGGAGGUGUCCAGCUUCUGGGAAGAAGUAGGAAAGCUGAGCAUGAUUCGGCACGAGAAUAUCGCCCUCUUCAUGGGCGCCUGUGCCGAACCCCCGCAGUUUGCCAUCAUCACAAGCAUGAAGAAGGGGCCAUCGCUGUUUGAGCACAUCCAUAUCCAGAAGCACCACCUCUCUUUCCACACCAGGGUCAACGUCGCCAGGCAGAUCGCCCAGGGCAUGGGCUACCUGCACGCCAAGGGCAUCGUGCACAAAAACCUGACAUCCAAGAACGUGGUGCUCGAGAGCCGGGUCAAGGUGUGCCUCAUGGACCAGGGGCUGUCCGAGCGGGGCCGAGACCUCUCGGACCGGGGCUGCGUCUCCCAGGGGCACCUCACCUACCUGGCGCCCGAGCUCAUGCGCCACCUCCGCAUAGAGCCUCCCUGCGUCUACCCCGCUGGAGAGCCCUCCCAGGAGACCGACGUGUAUGCCUUUGGGACCGUGCUGUACGAGCUGAUCGCCGAACGCUUCCCCUUCCGCUGCCAGCAUCCGCACUGCGUCAUAUGGCAGAUUGCCUCCGGGCAGCAGCAGUCCCUCGACGACCUCCGCUGCCCCAGCAGUUUCAAGACGCUGAUCCACGAGUGCUGGUUCAAGGCUCCAGAGGCAAGGCCCACCUUUGGCUCCGUCGGAAGACAGCUGCAGGAAAACGUGACACUGCACCGGAGGCACAGUUCGUCGGAACCAGACCGCCUGCACCACGCCGGACUCCCCGUCGGCCGGUCCGCCCUCUGCUCCUAGGGCGCCCCACCGGCCGCUCCGGAGCGGCUCCGGUCGCUCCCCGGGCUCUCCUCGGCGGCUUCGGAUGCACGCCGGCAAUAACGCCCGCGCGGCCAAUGCCCUCCGGCCCGGCUCCAAGGCGGGCACUUCCGAACGGAGACUCUCCUCUAGUCUCUGCUCGUGCAAGACCGGUGCAACGAAACGGGACAGAACCGAGAUUUCGUGCAACUUGCCGGCGAAGAGUUGCGUCCGCCGGCGAGUCUGCAUUUCGUGACGAGGACCACGUUCCCUGCAACAAUGCAACACAUCUCCCCUUUGUUUGUUUUUUUGUUCUUUUAAUGGGGGGGGGCUUCUCGGCUGUUUACCGAAGAUGCGAAGUACCUGAACCUAAACGAGAGCCAAACAUUUAUUUGCGAGAAUGCUUUCUUUCGUCCCCGGCGUGCCGUCGCCUCUACGAGGAAUGCCGGUCGGCCCAACGACGGAUCCUCGAAUCGCAAACGAGUCAAUCAUUAGGUGCUUGACGUAAAGCAUAGAUGAAGCAGGCCGUUGGCCAACGGACGGGCACCUUUCGUCGCAUUUCCAGCAUUCCAGACUUUGUCGUCGAGCCAACCUUGCGCCAUGCGAUGUCUUUCCUACACCGAGACGUUCGAGGAGACUUCGGCAGUGUUAUUUUGUUUUUAGCGAGCCCGGCCGCUUGCGGUCGAGGGCGUCUCUCGGCUUUGGAAAUCGCAGCCGCGUGACUGCGCUCGUUCCAGACACAUUCCAAAAGCUCGGAAUCGCUCGCCGAAGGUCGUCGGUGUCGGGAGUGCCACAGUCAGUGGCAAGCUCCGACGCGUUCCGUGUUCUAGUCAGGAACAGUCUCGCCGUGACCGUCCCCCGCCGCGACGAUCGUCAUGGCCGUGCGGGGACGUUAGCGUAACAGCUGUUUUAAGCUGUUUUCACCUGCCUUAAUGAGGAGAAACUGAACACAGCGGCCGAGCGUCCCUGUAAAUAACUGGAGUGCAUGUUUUUUGUGUCCGUGUCGGAUGUUCCUCCUACGAGCGAUGUGGAUGGUCGGCUAUGUGCGGAGCCGUUAGUUUAACCCCCCCGUUAGUUCAUCCCUUCAUCCCAACCCAACCCCCCCCCCCCCCCGAGGCUUCGGAAGUGCGACGGCAUGGCUACAGGAGCCGCAAUGGAAGCGUUGUCUCCAAACUGACUGAUAGACCUUUCGCAAAAUGAUUGCAACACCGAGGAGCAUCUAGGUUUGUGGGUACUUUCACUUGCCCCGUCUGUAGGAAAGAUUCGAAGCGAGCAACCUUAAAUAAGGCAAUGAUAAACGCAGUGCUGUUCAUUUUGUCUUUCUCCGCUCAGUUCCAAAAGUUUCAGGACAGGGGCCGAUUCGACAUUGAGAAACACUACUAAAUGGCUCUACAUCGUUUGUUUCCUGCAAAGUCAAGUAUUUCUCGUGAAAUCUCACUUUACCACAAUCCGAAAGCCAAACCUUAGUUGCGGCGAGUAAUGUUGGCUUCGCGUCGUCAGAUGCGGGGCACCCACGUGCUAGAAACAGUCGCACGAUGCAACGCAACAAACAGGCGCAGUGCGAGUGUCGUCUGCAUUGCAGCGGGCUCUGCCUCGGGCAGCACCUGCGCCGCUGCUGCCUGCGUGGAUCAAUCAAGAAAUGUAGCCAAAGUUUGCGAGAAAGACGUCAUUGGGUUCGUAAACUCACUGCAUUUCAGACGUUGCUGGCCUACAGAUACAGAUGUAGUGAAAUCAGAGCAAAGUUACUCUGUCAGCUUCGGCGUUGCAUUUCCAAAGUCGGGGAGGGGGGGGAGCCGAAUCGUGCCACCCGGUGUCCCCCUUCCCUCGUUUACCCGAGAGUUUCCAUUUUCCGUCGCAAGAACAGCAGCACAAAACAGCAUCAUCUAUCGUUGCAAGCAAUGAAAGGCGCUCCCAACCGUUCCUCAUUUUAUGUGCCAACGUUAAAGGAAACGUCCCACUGCAAUCAGUCCCGUGUUCGUUUUCUCCAACUGUUCUGCAGGCAAGAAAAAAAAAGUGAAAGUUUCUCGUUUGUGUUUAUAACGUCUCGGACUGCAUUUUCGUCUUUCGUCGAUUUAGCGAGCCGUCUUGUUUGUAAAUAAGAAACCAUUCCUUUCGUUUGCAUAAACAAGCAAUUGCAGCGUAAAGAUCAAAGAGCGUCUCGAUGUACCUGUGCUCCCCGAGGAAGAUCAAAAUAUGCAACAAAAGACGUUGGCAUCAUUUCUUCCCUGGCCCAGCCCUCUCCUAUUUGCCGGAGAUCCAAAUUCUGGGGAGGUUUCGCAAAAGAGAAGCUUGCGCAUAUUUUAUUAUUGAUGUGGUAGUGUUAGCUUUUAUAAUUUGAGACAUGUUUUUGGCCCCUCUGACCAUUUCAACCCUGUAAAUAAAGUUGUGUUCCACAUUGAGACAA